Messenger RNA from Condylura cristata (star-nosed mole), 1244 nucleotides. RefSeq names its product alanyl-tRNA editing protein Aarsd1. The annotation marks the transcript as partial. Lineage: Eukaryota; Metazoa; Chordata; Mammalia; Eulipotyphla; Talpidae. Gene Ontology annotation, biological process: alanyl-tRNA aminoacylation; regulation of translational fidelity. The transcript has 11 exons. Gene Ontology annotation, molecular function: Ser-tRNA(Ala) deacylase activity; nucleic acid binding; ATP binding. The record is from RefSeq and is a predicted model, not a curated record.
GGAAGCAAUGGCAAGAAGGAGGUGCUGCGCGGUUUCCAUGUGGUGCUGGAAGACACGUUGCUUUUCCCGGAGGGCGGCGGACAGCCUGAUGACCGUGGUACAAUCAAUGAUAUCUCUGUCCUGAGAGUGACCCGGCGGGGGGCCCAGGCAGACCAUUUCACACAGACACCCCUGAACCCUGGGAUCGAGGUCCAGGUCCGGGUGGACUGGGAGCGGAGAUUUGAUCACAUGCAGCAGCACUCCGGGCAGCAUCUCAUCACAGCCAUUGCAGACAACCUGUUCGGGCUGAAGACAACAUCGUGGGAGUUAGGGCGACUCCGUUGUGUGAUUGAGCUUGACAGCCCCUCUGUGACAGCAGAGCAAGUAGCUGCCAUUGAGCAGAGUGUCAACGAAAGGAUCCGAGAUCGACUGCCUGUGAACGUGCGAGAGCUGAGCCUGGAUGACCCUGAGGUGGACCAGGUCAGGGGCCGGGGUCUGCCCGAUGAUCAUGCUGGGCCCAUUCGGGUUGUCACCAUCAAGAGCAUUGACUCCAACAUGUGUUGUGGGACCCAUGUGAGCAACCUCAGUGACCUGCAGGUCAUUAAAAUCCUGGGCACUGAGAAGGGGAAAAAGAACAAAACCAACUUGAUAUUUCUGGCUGGGAACCGGGUGCUGAGGUGGAUGGAGAAAAGUCAUGGAACUGAAAAAGCUUUGACUGGUCUGCUUAAGUGUGGAGCAGAUGAUCAUGUGGAAGCGGUGAAAAAGCUACAGAACUCCGCCAAGCUCCUGCAGAAGAACAACCUGACUCUUCUCCGGGACCUGGCUGUACACGUUGCCCACAGCCUGAGAAACAGCCCUGACUGGGGAGGUGUGGUCACCUUGCACAGGAAGGAGGGUGAUUCUGAGUUCAUGAAUAUCAUCGCCAAUGAGAUCGGAUCAGAGGAGACCCUCCUUUUCUUAACUGUGGGCGAUGAGAAAGGGGCUGGGCUCUUCUUACUGGCGGGGCCAGCGGAGGCUGUGGAGACCCUGGGACCCAGGGUGGCCGAGGUCCUGGAAGGCAAAGGAGCAGGGAAGAAAGGCCGAUUCCAGGGCAAGGCCACCAAGAUGAGCCGGCGGGCAGAGGUACAGGUGCUGCUCCAGGACUAUGUCAGCACGCAGAGUGCCGAGGAGUGAGGGCCUGGGUUCCCCCCUGGUGCUCUGCCGUUGGGAACGGGCCUCCGAGGCCCACAAAAGAGUCCCUCGCACAAUAAAAUAGUUUGACUUUG